CACUAUUCAGUAAUCACCCACGUCUAUUCAACGUCACAGUCAUGAAGACUAGAGAUAUAUCUCUAUUUUCUUUACAGUCUUCAUGGUCACAUUAGUCAUUAUCACAAUAAUUUAUUAACUAUUAUUUGGUGUUCGAUACUUCGAUAAUCGAGAGUCGAGACUUGAGACUCGACUAUACAGAUACUGAUUGCGGUAGUCGAGACACGACAUGUCGAGUCGUUCUUCAUGAUUCAUUAGGGUUGUUGCUUUCUAGCGUCCAGUUUUGAUUCAGUGCUUUUUAUAUGGUUAUAAAUACAUUUUAUUAUAUUUAUACUGUGCUGUGUAAACCGACAAUAAUUAUUAUUAGUUAUUACUCCUAAUAUUCGUUUCUAUGUUCAUAGUUUAUAGUUGCUUCAUUAGUACUAUUGUUCUGUACUUCUGUAUGUAAUUAAAGUUGCUUACCCACCUAAAUUAAAUAUAAUAUCAUCCUUAAUCACUAGUCAGCAGACUUUCAACGUCAUUCAGGUAUCUGAAGAUAAGUAAAAAUGUGGUUAAAAAUAAAAGUACUUCUGUGGAAAAGCUUACAACUGCGAAAAAGACAUUGGCUGAGUACUAUAAUUGAAAUAAUAGUACCAUGUUUGUUAUUUUUUUUCAUCAAUUAUAUAAAGUCACAAUUUUCAAAUGAUAAAACAUCUGAACCAACAAUUAUAAAUCAAACUAUACCAAGCCCUAUUUCUGAAGAAAUUUUAUAUUUAAAUUUUAUGAACCGUCAUUCAUCUGGACUUUUUAUAUAUACUCCACACACCAUUGAAACAGAACAAAUUAUGAACAUUGUAAAAAAAAAUUUGGACAUUUCUCCUGAUAAUAUUGAAACUGCUAGUAAUGAAGAUGAAAUGAUAAACAAAUUUAAAAUCAAAUUCAAUAGCAGUGAAGGUGGUGGUAUUUAUGGAUUUGGAAUUGUUUUCGAAGAAACUAUAAAAUCUCAAGUUUUAAAGUAUAAGUUAAGAAGCACUAAUGAAUUAUGGCUAACAGAUCAUUUGUUUCCACCUUAUGAAAUACCAGGACCUAUGGACUACGGUGAUGAAUACCUAAAUAUGGGAUUUUUAGCAUUACAGUUAACCUUAGACAAAGCUUUUAUUAUGUUGAGUGCCAAUAAUAAAAGUAACCUUAAUAUAAAUGAUUAUAAUUUAGAAAUUCAGUCGUAUCCUUAUGCAAAUUACUUAAAGGAUUCAACAUUUCAACAAUUAUUUGAUAUAUUCUUGCCGUUAUUCACAGUUUUAAGUUUUUUGUUAAUGUGUUCCAAUACAAUUAAGAGAGUUGUUGAAGAAAAAGAUUCAGGCGUAAAAGAAUUAAUGAAAAUUAUGGGUCUUAAACCAUGGAUGAUAUGGACAGGAUGGAUAUUACACAACGUUUUUGUAUAUGCCAUAUCAAUCACAGUUAUUACUUACAUUACUUGUUUUGAAGUAUAUACUGGUCAAGCAAAGUUAUUAAAUUACACAAAUCCAUUACUUUUAUGGAUUUUUUUAAUGAUGUAUAUGAUUGCCGGAGUAUUUUUUUGUUUUGCAAUUAGUAGUUUAUUCAAUCGACCAUUAAUUGCUUUAAUUGUGGGUAGUAGUGUAUGGUGUCUCACUUACACUUUACCCAAAAAUUUUGUGAAACCUUCUACAAGCAUUUUAGUUCAAACACUAUUCACAUUAUUUCCAAAUUUUGCAGUAUCAAGAGCUUAUAUAGCUAUAUCGUCACUUGAAACUCAAGGAAAAGGUCUUCAAUUCUCCACUCUAUUUACUGCUGGAAAAGGGGGUAACAGUUUUUCUGUUGGUUUUAUUUUUCUGAUGUUUGUUGUUGAUUGUUUCGUUUAUGGAUUUUUUGCUUGGUACAUUGACUCAGUCAUGCCAGGACAAUUUGGUGUUGCAAAACCAUUAAAUUUCUUAUGUAAAUGGUCGAAGAAUAAAUCUGAAAAUAAUGAUAUGGUUCCCAUCAGUAAAAGCAGUAGUAGGCUUUUUGAAAAACCUCCAAACAAUUUUGAAGUUGGAAUUAGUGUAAAAAAUUUACAUAAACGUUUUGGAAAUUUCUAUGCAGUUAAUGGAGUAAAUUUGGACCUAUAUAAAGGGCAAAUAACUGCACUUUUAGGUCAUAAUGGUGCCGGAAAAACAACCACAAUGUCAAUUAUAACAGGGUUAUUUUCUCCAACAUAUGGUACCAUAAAUGUUAAUGGAAAUAAUUUGUUUAGUAACAUUGACGAUUUUAGACAAAAUCUCGGUUUAUGUCCUCAGCAUAACUUACUUUUCUCUUAUUUGACUACUCUGGAUCAUUUAAUAUUUUUUGGAAUGCUGAAAGGUUUGCCAUUGAAAAAUGCAAAAUCUGAAGGUUUACAUCUGCUUAAACUUUUAAAUAUAUUGCAAAAAAAAGAUGAACUAGUAAGCAAUCUUUCUGGAGGGAUGAAACGGAAGUUGUCACUUGCAAUUGCGUUAGUUGGCAAUCCUAAAAUACUAAUAUUAGAUGAACCAACUUCUGGAAUGGAUCCUGAAUCCCGAAGAGAAAUGUGGGAUUUACUCUUGUCUUUUAGAGGAACAAGAACUAUUUUGAUAACAACACAUUUUAUGGAAGAAGCUGAUGUCCUCGGUGACAGGAUUGCUAUCAUGGACCAUGGAAAAGUUAAAUGUUAUGGCUCUUCAUUAUUUUUAAAAAAAGCUUAUGGAACUGGUUAUAAUUUGACUAUUGUAAAAGAAGAAUCAUGUGAUGAGUCUAAAAUCAUAAAAGCAAUUAAUGAACUUAUACCAGGAGCAGAAGUUCAAAGCUCAUUGACUGCCCAAGUUGUUAUUAAUUUACCAAAUGAAAACACUGAUCAAUUUCCAGAUGUAUUUAGAAUACUAGAACUUAAUAGAGAAAAAUUUUCUAUAAAAGGAAUGGGUAUAUCUUGUACAACAAUGGAAGAAGUUUUUCUGAAAGCUGAAAAAAAUAUAUCAGAUGAUGAUGAUGAUGAUGUAUCAUCUAUAAACACACCAGUAGAUUCUGGUAGUUAUCAGUUGAUUAUAACCAAGGAAGUUGGUUUUAAUGUUGACCAAGUGACCAAUUUAAUUCAACAAUAUGUGCCUGAAUUUGUGUUGAUGGCUGAUAUGGAAAUUCAAAUUAUAUUUAAUCUACCAGCUAGAAAAAGAAAUCAAUUUGGUGCCCUAUUUUCUGCCCUUGAAUUUCAAAAACAAAAUUUUCACUUGAAAAGUGUUAAAAUAACUAAUCCAACUACAGGGGACAUAUAUCCAAAUUCAGUCACAGCUGGAGACGAUGGAGAUGAACAAAAACAACCAUCUAAUAAUGAAGUCACACAAACAUUGAUGCCAAAGUAUACAAGUGGAAUAUUUUUAAUGAAAAAUCAGUUUAAAGUAUUAUUGGAAAAAAAAGUCAUUUAUACAUAUAGAAGAUGGCUUUUAUCAUUAUUUUUUGGAAUUGGACCAAUUCUGUUGGGCUUGUUAGUUAUGAAAUCAACUAAUUAUUUAAUCAAUCAAACCGUGGUUUCUCAAGGAUUAAAUAUAUCACUUAGUACCUACGAAGAUAGCAGUGUCUUUUACCGUGCUGGAGAUAAUUCUCCUGAAAAUUUAGAACCGACAUUUGUAGCUAUUUCUAAGGCAAAUAAAGCUACUGUUAACGAAACAUCGCCAGAAAACAAUAUAAUUGAUGAUCUAUUAAAAAUGUGCAAAGAUGAUGUAUUCAAUUAUAGAACAAAUCUUAUGAUUGCUGGUGACUUUAACCGAACAAAAUCAACUGUUAUAUACAAUAAUAUAGCUAUUCAUACCCCUGGAAUUGCAGUAAACAUGUAUUCCAAUGCUCUACUACAAAAGUUGUCAGGAAAUAAUGAAUCAUACAUUUCAACUGUUAAUGAACCGAUUCAUAUAGAUAAUAUGAAUGUAUGUGAUGAAAGACUUGGGAUGGCAUUAGUAUUUCUCUGGAUCACUACUUUCACACCUGGAUUACUGUAUUUAAUUGGAUAUUUUAUAGCUUUACCAUUAAAUGAAAGAGUAAGUGGCAUUAAGCACUUACAAAUGAUGACCAAACUUUCACCAAUCAUGUAUUGGGUUACUUGUUUCAUUUGGGACUAUUUUUGUUAUAUAAUUGUGGUUUUAUUAACAUUGGCCGGUAUGUAUUUCUUGGAUAAAAACGACAUAUUUACUGGUUCAAAUGAAGUUGGUGCUCUAUUAACAUUAUUACUUAUUUAUGGAUGGAGUGCAAUACUCUAUGCAUAUGUUUAUAGCUAUUUAAAAAAUACCCUUGUCAGUUCCAUGUUAUUGUUUAUUGCAGUUAAUUUUAUAAUAGGAAUGUUUAUAAAUACUGGAUUGUAUAUUUUAAAAGACUUAAUUAGAGAGAAUAAUAAAACUAGUUCCUUUAACACGUUAAAUAUAAUAAGGUUAAUAGUUUUAAUUGUUCCACAUUUUUCAUAUUCAUCAUGUAUAUCAGGAUUUCUACAAAUAACAUGGGAAAACAACAUGUGCAAAGUAUGUAAAUCCCCUUUUAUGGAUGAAAAGUGUAAAGAUAUGUAUUCUACACGAAAAAGUUAUUUUGUUUUCAAAUCUGAUAAAAAUCCAUAUGGCAUACUAGAAGAAACUUUAUUUUUAUUAUUUAGUAGCAUAUUGUAUACAUCUAUUAUCUUAUUAUUUGAUUAUAAAAUAUUUCAUCGGAUAUAUCAGUUUGUUUUUAACAAAAUCAUUGGCACUGGUGUUAGCUAUAAAGAUAUGAAUGAAGAUCCAGAUGUUGGUGGUGAAAGAGACAAAGUUGAUGCAGCUAAAUCUCUUUCAAAUAAUUCUUCAUCACCAUUAUUGCUAGUUGAUGACUUGGUUAAAAAGUUUAGUUUUAAAUUCACUGGGGUCAGGGGUAUAAGUUUUGCCGUUUCCCCGGGUGAAUGUUUUGGCUUACUUGGUGUGAAUGGAGCAGGGAAAACCACUACAUUCCGAAUUUUAACUGGUGAUACAUUUCCUUCAAAAGGUGACGCUUCUAUUCUGACGGAUAAGUUGUACAAGCUCAGCUCUAAUAUAAAUCAGUAUGUUUCUUUGAUUGGUUAUUGUCCUCAAUUUGACGCAAUAAAUGAUCAACUCACUGGAAAAGAAACUUUAAGACUAAUGGCAAUUUUGAGAGGAAUAUCGCCAACCAACACUAAAAAACAUGUUGAUAAAUGGAUUAAACUUUUAGGUCUUGAAGAAUAUAAAGAUCGAGUCUGCGGUAAAUAUAGUGGUGGUAAUAAGAGAAAAUUAAAUACUGCAAUGGCAUUAAUUGGAGAUCCACCCGUUGUGUUUUUGGAUGAACCCACUAGUGGAGUAGACCCUGUAGCAAGACGUAAUUUAUGGCAAUUGUUAGCUGCUAGUCAAAGAGGUGGACAAGCCGUUGUACUUACAUCACAUAGUAUGGAUGAAUGCGAAGCACUUUGCAACCGUUUGACAAUAAUGGUGGACGGUGUAAUGAAAUGUAUUGGUAAUAUACAAUAUUUGAAAAAUCGUUAUGGACAAGGGUUUACAAUAAUGGUAAAACUACGUUAUAUUGAUUAUUUCAAUGUUACUGAACUAAAAUCUGAUAUAGAACGUCAGUUUGCUCCAGACAUUAAUUUAAAAGACGAACAUAAGGGUUUAUUGCAUUAUCACAUUACUAAUCCAAAUAUACCACUGUCUGAGAUAUUUGGUCAGAUGAAAGUAAUUAAGGAACAUUAUACUGCAAUUGAAGACUACACUGUUAGUGAUACAACACUUGAACAAGUCUUCAUAGCAUUUGCAAAAAAACAGGCAGUUUUAAAUACAACAGCUUAAGGUUUUGUUUGAAUUACUUUUGCAUAUUUUUACUUUUAAAUUUACUUUGUGUUAUUUUCUUCAUUUUAUUUAUUAGUAUUACAAACACAGUUCCUCAACUUACAAAAUAAAACUGAUUUAAAACUUGAAUUUAAAUCUUGAAAUUGUUAUUUUUAAUAUUGUUAUUAAAGUAUUUAUACUAACUUAUUAAUACUUAUUUAUUGUACCCAAAUUAAUUGAACAUUCUAAGAGGCUAGUGAUAAAAUAUGUUUUAUAAUCCUAUUAAUAAAUGUAAACAUCGGUGAUUCUAAAUUUAUUUUUCAUUACCUACUAAAGUUUUUUAUUUAAGCUUCGGCCUGAUAACUUAUACAUUUAUAGUAUAUUUUACUAUUUACUAUUGUUUCAAAUUAUAUUUAUAAUAAUCUUAAAAAAUUAUACCAUAAAAUAUUAUUAGAAUUAUGUUUAUGCUUUGCACUUUCUUGUUACCAGAUUCAAUAUGGUAGGUUAAAUAUUAAAUUCAAGAUUUCUAAUUUUUUAUUUUUGAGCAUUAAAAAUGUAUGAACUCUGUAUCCAUCAUGAUAAAGUCAAUUUAAAUUGUUAAUUGUCUAUACUCUAUACUUUAAAUUCUGCACUACAUGAUAUCCAAGCUUUUGUAAAAAACCUAUAUUAAAUCUAUGAAUAAAUAUUUUUAUAGAUUCA
Myzus persicae (green peach aphid) is the source of this 6443-nucleotide messenger RNA. RefSeq names its product ATP-binding cassette sub-family A member 3-like. Lineage: Eukaryota; Metazoa; Arthropoda; Insecta; Hemiptera; Aphididae. The coding region runs from base 525 to 5765 and encodes 1746 amino acids. The transcript is spliced from 21 exons. The record is from RefSeq and is a predicted model, not a curated record. Gene Ontology annotation, molecular function: ATP binding; lipid carrier activity; ABC-type transporter activity. Gene Ontology annotation, biological process: transmembrane transport; lipid transport. Gene Ontology annotation, cellular component: membrane; intracellular membrane-bounded organelle.